AUGGAGAGAAUGGAAAUUGAUGUCAUGCCCAAGCUUCACAUGACACAAUCAGCCACAUUUGAAGACCCUCGAAUAGAGAGCGGCCAAAUAACCCCUCCAGCCCCUCGGAAAGUGGAAAUGAGGAGGGAUCCUGUGCUAGGAUUUGGGUUUGUGGCUGGUAGUGAAAAGCCAGUUGUUGUACGCUCAGUAACACCAGGCGGCCCCUCUGAAGGAAAGCUUAUACCAGGGGAUCAGAUCAUCAUGAUUAAUGAUGAGCCAGUCAGCACUGCUCCAAGAGAGAGAGUCAUCGACCUUGUCAGGUUUUUAGAAAGCCAUCUGCUUCCAGGCUCACCCAGAGUGCCUGGCAAAGGGAUGGAGUCCUCACAAUGCUGCCACAGAGGAAGUGGGAAGGGAGGCAAGCUCCACGAUGUAUGGCAGGCCAUGGCAUGCUCUCCUGGCCGUGCAAUAACGCACAUUAAGCCCCGCAUCCUGGAGGGGAUCUGGGGAACUCGCUCUCCUAAAUCAGCUUUUAUUAGUGCUGCAAAAAAGGCAAGAUUGAAGUCCAAUCCUGUCAAAGUGCGAUUCUCAGAAGAAGUAAUUAUCAAUGGCCAGGUGUCGGAAACAGUUAAGGACAAUUCACUUCUUUUCAUGCCAAAUGUUCUGAAGGUGUAUCUUGAAAAUGGACAAACCAAAUCUUUCCGUUUUGACUGCAGCACUUCAAUAAAGGAUGUCAUCUUAACUCUCCAAGAAAAGCUUUCCAUCAAGUGUAUUGAACACUUUUCCCUGAUGCUGGAGCAGAGGGUUGAAGGAUCUGGAACGAAACUCCUUUUGCUACAUGAACAGGAGACUCUAACUCAGGUGACCCAGAGGCCAAGCUCACAUAAGAUGAGAUGUCUUUUCAGGAUUAGCUUUGUCCCAAAGGAUCCCAUUGAUCUUUUAAGAAGAGAUCCAGUUGCUUUUGAAUAUCUCUAUGUACAGAGCUGUAACGACGUGGUUCAGGAAAGAUUUGGACCAGAACUGAAAUACGACAUUGCCCUGCGCUUGGCUGCAUUACAAAUGUACAUUGCAACUGUGACCACCAAGCAAACCCAGAAAAUCUCCCUCAAAUACAUAGAAAAAGAAUGGGGAUUAGAGACUUUUCUUCCAUCUGCUGUGCUGCAAAGCAUGAAAGAAAAGAACAUAAAGAAAGCACUUUCACACCUUGUCAAAGCAAAUCAAAACCUAGUUCCUCCGGGUAAAAAGCUAUCUGCUCUGCAAGCCAAGGUGCAUUAUCUAAAGUUCCUCAGUGAUCUACGAUUAUAUGGAGGGCGUGUUUUCAAGGCAACACUAGUGCAGGGAGAAAAGCACUCAGAAGUGACUCUGUUAGUAGGGCCACGGUACGGAAUCAGUCACGUGAUAAACACCAAAACAAACCUGGUGGCUCUCCUGGCAGACUUCAGCCAUGUGAACAGGAUUGAGAUGUUUACAGAAGACGAAAGCAGUGUUAGAGUUGAGCUGCAUGUCCUAGAUGUAAAA
Molecule: messenger RNA, 1494 nt
Organism: Eurypyga helias (sunbittern)
Lineage: Eukaryota; Metazoa; Chordata; Aves; Eurypygiformes; Eurypygidae
Product: FERM and PDZ domain-containing protein 4-like
Exons: 12
Cellular component (GO): cytoskeleton
Molecular function (GO): protein binding
Source: RefSeq, a predicted model, not a curated record